AUGAUUCCUGAGCCGCCAGGGCCGCCGACGCUGCGUCGAUCUUGCUUGGCCUGUGCGAAAGGCAAGCGCCGUUGUGAUCAGCGGUGGCCGAAAUGUAGCCGAUGCCAGAAGAGACAAGCCGCUUGCGAAUAUGCCAAUGAGCCACUUACAAGGGAGAGCAGCGUCGAUAAGUUCAGAACCUCGGGUAUAACUCGGGCCAGAAAUUUGCCCGAUCCUCGCAUCUACCCUUCCUUGAGUCUGGAAAUAGUCAAAGGGUACGAUCCAGACGUCAUUCGUUUUCUUGACGAAGGGAUCCGCAACUUCCCUGUUAUGUUUGCUGAAAACAUGAAGACGAUGUUUAUUCAUCCGGAUUUGUUCGAGGAGUCAAGUCCCCCAGCUGCUAUCCGGGAGGUUCAUGCGCUCUGCAAGCUUCAUGUCACAGCAACUCGGGCGGACGCUGUCAGUCUAGCUCCCCUCUUGCGCCGCAAGUCAGCCCAGCUGCAAAGACAGGUUAACCAUACAGCCAACUUUGACGAGCUUCUUGGCUGCAUCCAAGCAUUGCUUCUGAUCCAAUGUAUCCUGAUCCUCGACGAAGACGACACCGAGGCAAUUCCGUACUCGGAAACAGUCAGCACGAUGCUCGUGGACCUGGCCGAACGACUGUGGCAGCAAGCCCCUAUCCAACUGCCAAACACGCUUAGUCCGAAGCGCGCCUGGCUUUUUGCCGAAAGUGUCCGGCGCACAAUCAUCGUGGGGUACUUGCUUCGCAGCGUGUACUCGCUCAAGAAGAGGAAUUAUUCCGUCCGGAAUCCGUUCAUCGAUUCGCUCCCUUUCGAUGUUCGAGUAUCCCUGUGGGAUGAAGACUCGGCCGAGGUAUGGAGUGGAGUUAUGUCCGAGUCUUGGAAUUCUAUAAUGUCUUUGCACCAGUACUCUGCUAUGAUGGAGAACGGACAGGUUCAUGGUAUCCCACCCUUUGGGGCGCUCAUUUUGGCAGCGUGCAAGGGGAAGACCGCGUCUGAUGUGCAAUAUCCUGCCUUGAGCUCUUACUAUGUUUCGUGA
Aspergillus steynii IBT 23096 is the source of this 1038-nucleotide messenger RNA. Its product is annotated as Zn(II)2Cys6 transcription factor domain-containing protein. The record is from RefSeq and is a predicted model, not a curated record. Gene Ontology annotation, biological process: regulation of DNA-templated transcription. The transcript has a single exon. The coding region runs from base 1 to 1038 and encodes 345 amino acids. NCBI's taxonomy places the organism in Eukaryota, Fungi, Ascomycota, Eurotiomycetes, Eurotiales, Aspergillaceae. Gene Ontology annotation, molecular function: DNA-binding transcription factor activity, RNA polymerase II-specific; zinc ion binding.